Polyodon spathula (Mississippi paddlefish) is the source of this 2864-nucleotide messenger RNA. Its product is annotated as synaptotagmin-2-like. NCBI's taxonomy places the organism in Eukaryota, Metazoa, Chordata, Actinopteri, Acipenseriformes, Polyodontidae. Gene Ontology annotation, biological process: calcium ion-regulated exocytosis of neurotransmitter; cellular response to calcium ion; regulation of dopamine secretion. The record is from RefSeq and is a predicted model, not a curated record. The transcript is spliced from 9 exons. Gene Ontology annotation, cellular component: dense core granule; synaptic vesicle membrane; axon. Bases 556 to 1758 code for a protein of 400 amino acids. Gene Ontology annotation, molecular function: phosphatidylserine binding; syntaxin binding; calcium-dependent phospholipid binding.
CCAAAGGUAUUGGGCUUGAGAAGGAAUGUUUGCUGCCAAUGAGAAAUGUUUGACUUAUAACAGUGGUGCUCUAUGAGAUUUUCAAACAGCACCCUUUUAACCACACAAGAAAUUAAAUCCACAAUUAUACUAUCUUGUCUGAAUCUACAGGUACAUGAGUGGCACAAAGGCAAAAUAAAACAGAAAACAAUUAAUAACAGAAGUGCUCAGUGGGAAUGAAACACAUUAAAUGCCUGAGUAUGCAACUGUCGUGGUGGUACAUGUUAAGUUUGUGUUAUCAUACAAUAAGGAACCUUUAAGCCACCACUCAGCUGGUACUCCGGUACUGUUUUCUACUGCACUUUUCAUUAGCUUUUAACACAUUUCAUUAUACAAUCCCUGGCCCAGCCACGCACAAUAGGAAGUUGUUUCCUUCCUUCUUACUCUGUGGAAAUCCUGCUCAGCACAGCAGGAGAAGGAUCACAGGCAAAAAGACACACUUAGACCCAUCUUCACUUCUUAAUGAACCUUCAUUGAACAAAUUGCAUCGCUAACCCAUAUCCAUUGUACCAAGCCAUGGCUCCUAACACUCACAAUAUCGGUGCUACCACCAUAACACCCACUACAACUUUUAACACCACAACAACCGCUGCCCCUGACUUCAUCACUCAGCUGCUCAAUAUGAUCCCAUUGCCAAGAUGGGCUAUUUACGCUAUAGCGGCAGCUAUAGGUCUUGUCUUCUUAAUCUGCUUCUUCUACAUUUGUAUCAAAUGCUGCUGCAAAGGAAAGAAAAACAAAAACAAAAACGAGAAGAUCAAACUAGAUGGCAUGAAAGGCUUCACCACAGCAGCUCUGGUACAGCCAGGCUUGGAGGAUUUGGAUUAUGGUUCGAGUGACAAGCCAAAAGGAAAGCUGCAGUAUUCUUUGGAAUACAAUUUUCAGAAUCAAGAGCUCAUUGCUGGAGUGAAGCAGGCAGCUGAGCUACUAGCCAUGGAUCUGGGUGGGACAUCUGAUCCUUACGUCAAGGUCUACACGCUUCCAAACAAGUCAAAGACGUGGGAGACCAAAGUGUACAGAAAAACACUGAACCCCAUUUUUAAUGAGAUUUUCAAGUUUCAGAUACCCGAGGCUGAGCUAAAUAAAUCGACCAUCGUGAUGCAAGUAUAUGACUUCAACAGGUUCAGCAAGCAUGACGUUAUUGGGGAAUUGAGAAUUCCACUCAACACAAUGGACCGUAAUCACGUAAUUGAACAGUGGAUGGAGCUAAGUGCAGCUUCUAAAUAUGAGCAUGAGAACCUUGGUGAGAUCUGCUUCUCCCUGCGCUACGUUCCCACCACGAGCAAACUCACCAUUGUUAUUCUGGAGGCCAAGAACCUGAAGAAGAUGGAUGUUGGGGGGUUAUCAGAUCCGUAUAUCAAGAUCCAGCUUAUUUUGGAUAAGAAGAAGUGGAAGAAGAAGAAGACAUCAGUGAAAAAGAAAACACUGAAUCCGUACUUCAACGAAUCAUUCACUUUCGAAGUGCCCUUUAAAGAAAUACAGAAAGUUCAGGUGGUCAUAUCUGUGUGGGACCAUGACAAGAUGAGCAAAAAUGAUGCAAUUGGCAAGAUCUUCUUGGGCUGCAGUGCUGCAGGCAACCAGCUUCGCCAUUGGUCUGACAUGCUGGCAAAUCCCAGGAGGCCCAUAGCCCAGUGGCACACACUGCAGUCUAUGGAAGAAGUAGAUUCAGCCUUGGGAAUGAGCUAUAAAUUCAAAAUACCUUUAAUAAAUAAAACAUUUUAGAGACUGUCAUUUUAAUAUGACCCUUCCCAACUUCCUUGGAUGUAUCUCAAAAUGUUAUGGACACAAAGAUACUGCAGAGUACACUGGACAGGGACAGCAGGAAAUCAAGACUGCUACUUCAAAAUGACUGAACAUAAAGCAGAGACUUAGAGCCAACACUCCCAGAGGAUAAAAGACAUCUUGUUCCUCAAUAAACCAGUCCAAAGUUUGAAGUCGCUGUAUUAGGUGACAAAAUCGAAAUGCCAUAGAAUUAGCAAAACACAUCUUCAAGGCAGUUAAAUUACUAAAUAUUCUGUUAAGCAAGCCUUUGUUACUAGACUCCCUAGACACUUUUAACUGAGGUAUGUAAUAUUCAGAUUUUGGUAAUGUGCAGGUGUACAGCUUACCUUUACUGUCUCAGUAGGAACCGUAACCUUAGACUGCUGGGAUAUUGUAUUAGUUGUUAUACAUUUAAGAUAGAAUGUACUUCAAACACAUUAAAGGCACUUUAAAAAAUAAACCUUAAAAAUCACUCUGUCUUGCAAUAGAUUAUAAUAUAAAAUUAUUUGGACCGUAAGCGUUAGCUUCAGUCUUUAAUUAACUUUUUGAAAGACGAGAAUUCAACAGUAAUUUGCAAAACUGAGAUACCUCAAAUUGCAUGGCUUAGACAUUUGAUACUAGUUUUGUAAAGUCAAUAGAUGUUUUUCCGCUUUAAAAAAAUAGGAAUUAAUUAAAGACUGGCGCAAACUCUUUGAAAAUAUGGCCCUUGUUUUACUAUCAUAAGACUUCAGCUAUUUCCUUACUAACCCCUCUGACCUUAGCUUUGCAUAAUCACUGUUUUAAGUUGUUUAAAGUUAAGAUUAAGAUUUAAACCCAUUUGCUACAGUGCUGCAAUUGGCCAAACCCAAGUCAAAUAAUAGUUUGCACCACAAUAUAACUCCAUCCUCAAAACACACAGAAAAUGUCACACAUUGCGAACCUCCAAAAGGGGGUUGCUAACAGGGAGAAUUCAUUACUGGUACAAAUUUGCAAAAACGUACAACCUUAGAAAUGCUCUAAAAAUUACACAUAUUACAGUUUUAUUUUUGUAUUUAACUUGAAUUAAUGAUUUGUCAUAUAUUUUUUUA